CGGUCGCUACCUAGAUACAAACGGGUUUCGCCUCGCUCGAUCCCCGUCCUCCCGGGCUCCUCUAUGUUUGAUUCAUUUUUCACGUCUGGCACCGGUGGAAAAUAAAAAAGCUAUUUGAAUGUACAGCAUGAUGAUGGAGACGGACUUGCACUCCCCUGGCGGAGCCCAGGCCCCCACGAACCUUUCGGGGCAGACCGGAGCGGGAGGCGGCGGAGGCGGCGGCGGCGGCGGGGGAAACAAAGCGAACCAGGACCGGGUCAAGAGACCCAUGAACGCCUUCAUGGUGUGGUCGCGGGGCCAGCGGCGGAAGAUGGCCCAGGAGAACCCCAAAAUGCACAACUCGGAGAUCAGCAAGCGCCUGGGGGCCGAGUGGAAAGUCAUGUCGGAGGCCGAGAAGAGACCGUUCAUCGACGAGGCGAAGCGGCUGCGGGCGCUGCACAUGAAGGAGCACCCGGAUUAUAAAUACCGGCCGCGGCGGAAGACCAAGACCCUGCUCAAGAAGGACAAGUACUCGCUGGCCGGGGGGCUGCUGAGCGCCGGCUCUGCCGGGGGAGGCCCGGCCGGCGUCGGCGUGGGCAUGGGCGUCGGCGUCAGCCCGGGCGGCGUCGGGCAGCGGCUGGAGAGCCCCGGCGGCACGGCCAGCGGCGGCUACGCGCACAUGAACGGCUGGGCCAACGGCGCCUACCCGGGCUCGGUGGCGGCGGCGGCGGCGGCGGCGGCGAUGAUGCAGGAGGCGCAGCUCGCCUACAGCCAGCACCCGGGCAGCGGGGGGCACCCGCACCACCCGCACCCGCAUCACCCGCACCACCCGCACAACCCGCAGCCCAUGCACCGCUACGACAUGGGCGCCCUGCAGUACAGCCCCAUCUCCAACUCGCAGGGCUACAUGAGCGCCUCGCCCUCGGGCUACGGCGCCCUGCCCUACGGCUCCCAGCCCCACCAGAACUCGGCGGCGGCGGCGGCGGCGGCGGCAGCGGCGGCGGCCGCCUCCUCGGGUGCGCUGGGCGCCCUGGGCUCGCUGGUGAAGUCGGAGCCCAGCGUGAGCCCGCCCGUCACCUCGCACUCGCGGGCCCCGUGCCCCGGGGACCUGCGGGAGAUGAUCAGCAUGUACUUACCGGCCGGGGAAGGCGGGGAUCCGGCGGCCGCUGCCGCCCAGAGCCGGCUCCACUCCCUGCCCCAGCACUACCAGAGCGCCAGCACGGGGGUGAACGGCACCGUGCCCUUGACGCAUAUCUGA
Molecule: messenger RNA, 1237 nt
Organism: Oenanthe melanoleuca
Lineage: Eukaryota; Metazoa; Chordata; Aves; Passeriformes; Muscicapidae
Gene: SOX1
Product: SRY-box transcription factor 1
Exons: 1
Coding region: 119-1237 (372 amino acids)
Biological process (GO): cell differentiation; anatomical structure morphogenesis; regulation of DNA-templated transcription
Molecular function (GO): RNA polymerase II cis-regulatory region sequence-specific DNA binding; DNA-binding transcription factor activity, RNA polymerase II-specific
Source: RefSeq, a predicted model, not a curated record